AUGCUUGCAAAAGAUAUAACCGCAACCGCUUAUACUCUCAAUACAUGCCAAUUAGAACUAUACCUUCAACGUAUUCAAUAUCCUAGCCGCGCCACCCCAACGGCUACUGGUCAUCCGCGCCUAGAACAACUCCACAAGUCUAUGGAGCAUGGUUCCCUGGCAGCCCUGACGGAAUUGCAACGGCGGCAUCUUGCCGCAAUUACCUGGGGAAAUACGGCUCUACAUUACUCAAACCACCAUUCAGUCUCCAUUCAUCCCGCCAGUGUCUUCGAGAAGCUGGUGGUGCGUUGCCACGAUGGCUAUUGUAUGGAGAACACCAAUCUCUUCUACAUGGUGCUCUGUUCCCUCGGAUACCAGGUGUAUGCGACCGGAGGCCGAGUGAGUCGUACUGUCGUUUCCGGGGAUCCAACGGAGGAAGGUUAUAUAUCCUUGUCAGUAGUGCUUUGCAAGAGCCACAUGGUUCUAAUCGUAACUAUAGCCGGGCAAAAGUACAUGGUCGAUGUCGGGUUCGGCCGUAACACUCCCACCAGACCGUUCUUGCUGCAAGAGAAUACCACAGCCCCAUUGAUCGUGCCGAGCGAAAUGUCCCUAAUCAGGGCACCUCUUGCAGACUUCAAGGAUCAAACACAAAAGGUUUGGGUCUAUCAGGCCCGAGCUGACUCUCAGAGUCCGUGGGUGCCUCAAUACUCAUUCUCCGAGAUUGAAUUCCUCUUUGAGGAUUUCAGUAUGAUAAACUUCUUUACGAGUAAGAGUCGCGCGAUGUUAUUUACGCAAAAGUUGGCGUGUACCCGACUUAUCCUAGAUGACCAUAACUCUGAACCCAUUGGAAUUUACAUUCUUGCUGGCAGAGAGGUCAAGAGGGUGCUUUGUGGGAAGACCGAAACCUUGCGGGUAUUUAAUACGGAAGAGGAUAGAGUCGGUGCGUUGGUCGAAUACUUUGAUAUGCAUUUUCACGCACACGAGCUGGAGGGUAUUCGCGGGCUACCAUCCCAGAUCAAAUCCAGAUAGUUCUGUGGAGCGUAC
Aspergillus welwitschiae is the source of this 1023-nucleotide messenger RNA. Its product is annotated as arylamine N-acetyltransferase family protein. Lineage: Eukaryota; Fungi; Ascomycota; Eurotiomycetes; Eurotiales; Aspergillaceae. The record is from RefSeq and is a predicted model, not a curated record. The coding region runs from base 1 to 1008 and encodes 335 amino acids. Gene Ontology annotation, molecular function: acetyltransferase activity. The transcript has 3 exons.